Molecule: messenger RNA, 3075 nt
Organism: Sordaria macrospora k-hell
Lineage: Eukaryota; Fungi; Ascomycota; Sordariomycetes; Sordariales; Sordariaceae
Biological process (GO): lactose catabolic process
Cellular component (GO): beta-galactosidase complex
Molecular function (GO): carbohydrate binding; beta-galactosidase activity
Source: RefSeq, a predicted model, not a curated record
AUGGCAUCAGUCUUUCCAACCUCAAAUCCGGACUGGAAUAACCUUUCAGUCAUUCAUCGCAACACUCUACCUCCCCGAAGUCACUUCUUUCUCUAUCCUGACAGCGAGAAAGCAUUGACUCGCGAUGUCUCCCAGGCCAAGGCUCAGCUACUCUCUGGCGAAUGGAAGUUCAACCUAUCCAAGUCGCCUCUUAUAGGUCCGGUUGGCUUUCAGGACUUCGAUUCCUUCGAGGACCCAGACUGGAACCCCAUUCUGGUCCCAGGCAUGUGGCAGCUCCAAGGCUUCGGAAAAGGUCCCCAUUAUACCAACUUCAACUACCCAUUUCCGGUGAACGUUCCGCAUGUCCCCAUUGAUGAGAACGAAUGCGGCCGCUACGUGACAUACUUCCAACUCGCCCCCGAGGAUAAAGACCAUCAGCUACGACUUCGCUUUGAAGGUGUCGACUCGGCUUUUACAGUUUGGUUGAAUGGCAAGGAUGUGGGUUACUCCCAAGGGUCACGGAACCCAUCCGAAUUUGAUAUCACCGAAUACGUCAAUCUCGAAGGAGACAAUAUCCUUGCUGUCGAGGUCUACCAGCGAUGUGACGGUACCUACAUCGAGGACCAGGACCAGUGGUGGCUGAGCGGCAUCUUUCGCGAUGUCUGGAUACACAAGUUUCCUCAAAAGUCCCACUUCGAGGACAUCAAGGUCUUGCCCACACUUGAUGACGAGUACAAGCAUGCAAAACUUCGUGUCACUGUUGACCUCAGUACCCCAGAAAAAAUCGUUUUGAAGCUGCUGGAUCCAGCUGGGAGCGAAGUCAUUCAGGGAACCGUGUCUGGACAGCAGUCCACUGUUGUCGAGUUCAACGUUGACGAACCGUUGAAGUGGACCGCCGAAAUGCCGAACCUCUACACUUUGGUACUGAGCUUGCCAGAUUGUGCUCUGACUGAGAGAGUAGGCUUCCGUCGCGUUGAACUCGUUAAGGGCGUCUUCUCCGUCAACGGAAAUCCUAUCAAGUUGAGAGGCGUCAAUCGGCAUGAACAUCAUCCUGAUUUUGGACGCGCCGUACCCUACGAGUGGCUCAAGACAGACUUGUUGCUGAUGAAACAGCACAACAUCAACGCUAUUCGGACGUCUCACUACAUCAAUGACCCUCGGCUCUACGAGUUGGCGGACGAACUCGGCCUAUGGAUCCUGGAUGAAGCCGAUCUCGAGUGCCAUGGCAUCUUUAUCGUCGGAGGUGAUGGUAACAAGAUGCUCUCCGGCAACCCGGACUGGGAGGAGGCGUACCUUGAUCGCGCACGCCAGAUGGUCAUGCGUGACUACAACCAUCCGUCCAUCAUCAUCUGGUCACUUGGCAACGAGUCCGGGUAUGGCAGCAACCAUAGAGCCAUGUACGACUACAUCAAAAGCGUCGACACCAGUCGUCCUAUUCACUAUGAAGGUGACUGGAACGCGCAUUCGGCGGACAUCUUCAGCAGAAUGUAUUCAUCGGUUGACGACAUGGAAGGUUACGCAAAGCAGGAAAAUUGGGGCAAACCUUUUGUCUUAUGCGAGUUUGCCCAUGCCAUGGGUAACGGUCCGGGUGCUCUUAAAGAGUACAUUGAGCUUUUCUACAAGUGGCCUAGACUCAUGGGAGGUUUUGUGUGGGAAUGGGCGAAUCACGGCCUGAGAACCAAGAACGUAGAUGGAGAAGAGUACAUGGCCUACGGCGGUGACUUUGGAGAUGAGCCCAAUAACGGUAACUUCGCCUUGGACGGCCUCUGCUUCUCCAACCAUACUCCUACCCCUGGACUGCUGGAGUACAAGAAGGCCAUCGAGCCUGUCCAGACACUCAAGCUUGAAAACGGUAAUCAAGUCCGAAUCAUCAACCGAUACGACUUUGUCACUCUAGACCAUCUCAAGUGCUUCUAUUACUAUUCAGACGAUAUGCUCGACUGGGUUGAGAAACGGGAGGUUAAGGUCCCCAAAAGAGUCAAGCCGCACGAACAAGCGCUAAUCACCAUCUCUGACCUCCUCGGCGCCGAAAACCUCAAGGCCGCCGGCCGCCACGACUGCCACCUAACCCUUGAAUUCUCCCUCGCCUCUGCAACCGCCUGGGCAGAAGCCGGCCACAUCGUCGCCACCGGCCAACUCCCACUCACACCCCCCACCAACCCCUUCGCCAACCUUGAGCCCGCCAGCGACAUCCACUUCGACCUCCUCUCACCCAACCUCCUCUCCAUCAUCAGCUCUAACAACACCUACGAAUUCGACCUCUCCAUCGGCGCCCUAACAAGCUGGAAACGUGGCUCCCCUUCGUCAGGGGCAAUCAACAUCCUCACCACCCCGCUUACCCUCUGCCUCUACCGCCCGCAAACCGACAACGAUCACGGCUGCGACUUUGGUCGUAACUGGACCUCUAGUCACUUAAACCUGGCCAAAAACCACGUCCUCUCUACAUGCUGGGACCCUUCUCCCGCCUCCGGCUCUCCGCCCACAGUAACGGUUAAAGCCCGUUUCGCCCCGCCCGUACUCAACUGGGCGCUCGAGACCACAACCAUCUACUCCUUUCUCGAAGAUGGCAAGAUCAACAUCAAAAUGCACGGUAAACCCAUCGGCAACUGGCUUCCCCGCGCCUGGGCACGAUUAGGGUUAGAAGUAGGUUUGCGGGACGUACGCUCUGCUUCAUGGACCGGUCGCGGGCCGGGGGAAUCGUACCGCGACAAGAAGGAAUCGCAACUUAUUGGUUCCUACACCAAGACCAUCGAUGAGUUAUGGACUGAUUACGAGUUCCCGCAGGAGGAGGGGAACAGGACGGAUGUGAGAGCUGUGGAGUUUCGGACGGAAAGGGAGUGGGAGUUGCUGCUGGGGGCGAUGUUUGUUAAGCCCAAUGGCAAUAAUACCAGUUUCCAGGCGAGUAGGUAUACGGUGCAGGAUGUAGAAGCGGCGAAACAUCCUUUUGAGUUGUAUAAGAAGAGGAGGGAGGAUACGGUGGUGCAUUUGGAUUGGAUGCAUCAUGGCCUUGGAACGGGGAGUUGUGGGCCGCCGACGAGGCCGGAGUAUACGCUUUGGGCGGAUAGGGAGUACGAGGUUGAGAUUGUGCUUUAUUGA